Messenger RNA from Amphiprion ocellaris (clown anemonefish), 5960 nucleotides. RefSeq names its product 1-aminocyclopropane-1-carboxylate synthase homolog (Arabidopsis)(non-functional) (gene accs). The transcript is spliced from 19 exons. Lineage: Eukaryota; Metazoa; Chordata; Actinopteri; Pomacentridae. Gene Ontology annotation, biological process: amino acid metabolic process; biosynthetic process. The record is from RefSeq and is a predicted model, not a curated record. Gene Ontology annotation, molecular function: transaminase activity; pyridoxal phosphate binding. Bases 425 to 3361 code for a protein of 978 amino acids.
AGCACACCGAACGGUAGACGGCGCCACAACACAAAGCUCUCAGUCCGACUCUAGCUCGCAUGGUUGUGUCUACACCGUUACAGCCUGGUAUGAGUGGAAACCAGCCCGCUUUCAGUAGCUCCCGUGUUAACACGGACCAAAGUUAUCCCGGAAUAAGGACAGCACGCAUGUGCCGUCAACCCGGAUGUAGAUAUUCUAGUGCGCGUCUAUUCCCCAUUUCUCCAAGUUAUGACAAAUUUGCACCGAGAGAGAAUUGUAUAUCUUAGCACGGGGCCGGACAAAGCCAUUCCAAACCUGUCCAAACCGGGUUAAGUAGCCGUGACACGCAUCGACCUACAUGGAUGGCACAUCAGAGUGACAACUCCACAACAGCCUGUGUCCGAAGAGCUGCACUUUUGAUUUACGAAUACGGUCUGUAACUUAGAUGAUGGACUUUCGGGGCAGGAGGCAUGAGAGGGGCAGCAACUGGACUGACCCGGAGAUAGUGGAGCUGCUCCAGCUGUGGUCCGAUGAGUCGGUGCAGAUUGAACUGGAGAGCUCAUUGCGCAACCAGCGUGUGUUUGACCGCAUAGCACACAUUUUGCGUGAAAAAGGCAUCUACCGCACAGGCGAUCAAUGCAGAGAGAAGAUCAAGAAGAUGAAACUGGAAUACCGCCGCAUUAAGGACAACCACAAAAUGAGGUCUUGGAAGUUCUAUGAUGUGAUGGACAGAGUGCUGGCGAACCGACCGGCGAUCACCUAUUCUUCCCUGGGUGGAGCUGUCAUAGCUCAACAGGUGUUUCAGAGCCCAGGUGGGCCUGACUCUUACCUGCAAGGAGUUCCAGCAGGCUCCUUUGGUCCUACGUCCUCAGGUGGGUUUCUGUUUGGCCAGCCUCCAAAAAUUGGAGAUCCAUUGGAUAUUAAAUGUGAAGAUGUUGAGGAGAGCAUGCUGAACUCUGGUGUUGCGCCCCCUGAGAUGUACUAUGGAUCUGGAGAUGACCAAGAAACAGAUGGGCAAUCUCUACUGGAGACAGAGGACGCACUGGGUCGGCCAGAGAGCUCAUCUAAUGCGAGAAUCUCCCCCUCAGGUUUUAGUGACCUUAACAUUGCUGGCUCUGCUACAGCUGCUACUCAGGCUGCAGAUGGCCCCGUGGCACAGGACACAUCUGGCCUUCCCAGCAAGGAGGGUUCUCUUCCUUCAACAUCUGUGAGGCAGAGGAAGCGUCGCCGGGGUGGCAAGACAUCGUGGGGCCAUGGGGGAGGUAGAUGCGGUGGUCAGGAGAACUUGGAUAAAGCCCUGGCAAGCUUCCUGAGCUGGCAGCAGUCUACAGAGGAGCGUCUCCUCUCGCUGGAGGAGGCCCGGUUGGAAAGGGAGUUGCAGGCGGAGGAGCGGAGGGAGCAGCGGGAGGAGAGGAGGGCGGAACAGGAGCGUCAGCAUGAGCUCCGCCUGUUCAGCAUGCUCACGGGGGCCUUGUUUGCUGCCAGACAGGGUGCUCCGACCACAGCGCCCACAGAGCCCUCCGCCUCCCCCUCAGCUCAUCUGUCAACUCUGCUGAUGACCACCGCUGCCCCCUCUGUCUCGUCAUCUUCAUCUCAGCCACCUUCAGAAGCUCCCACAACGCAGGCAGUUUCCACUCAGGAGACAGAAAAGUCACAGCCCGCAUCUGUCAAAUCAUGCAAAAUGUCUCAGAAUACUUUGGCAACACUGAGAUGUGCAGAGACUCCUGGACACAGUGUUUACCUGUCCAGUCGUGGUAAUAGCAUCCGACAGCACCAAGGCAUUCUCCAGGAGGGAUAUGCCCAGUACGGGCUGGACAGACACCACGACACAGACAACCCUGAUGGUGUAAUCAACAUGGGUACAAGUGAGAACAAACUGUGCUAUGAUCUUCUUCACACACGGUUGACCAAGCCUGACAUGCUGCACAUGGACCCGUCCUUGCUACAGUAUUCAGACUGGAGGGGACAUUAUUUCCUGAGAGAAGAAGUCGCGAAGUUCCUAACUCACUACUGCUGUUCUCCAAACCCACUGAAAGCUGACAGUGUUGUGGUGAUGAAUGGCUGUGGUUCCCUCUUCUCAUGUAUUGCUGCAGUAAUUUGUGACCCUAAAGAUGCCAUUCUCAUGCCUACUCCUUUCUAUGGUGUUAUCACUGAAGAUCUACAUUUGUAUAGUGACGUAAAGCUCUUCCACGUUCCUCUUGAUUGUGAGCCUGAUAGCGAAGACAGUCGACCCUUCCGCCUCACUGUGGGGAAACUAGAAGAAGGUCUGCAAAGGGCUAAGCAAGCGGGGUUGAUCAUUCGAGCUGUUAUCCUGAUGAACCCCCACAACCCACUGGCUGAGAUCUACACCCUAAAGGACAUGAUUGGCUUCUUGGAGUUUGCCAAAAGACAUGAGCUCCACGCCAUUGUGGAUGAAGUGUACAUGCUGACGGUCUUUGAUGAAUCUGUCACCUUUCACAGUGUCCUCAGUAUAGACAGUUUGCCCGACCCACAGAGGACACAUGUAAUGUGGGGGAUGAGCAAGGACUUUGCAAUGGCAGGAAUCAGAAUAGGCACUCUGUACACUGAGAACAGUGACCUUGUGGAGGCUAUGGCCCAGCUGGGCUCCUUUCAUGGUAUCCCUGGGCCCACCCAGCACCAGGUAGCACAACUGCUUCAGGACAGAGAGUGGAUCAAUGAGGAAUUUUUGCCUGAGAACAGACGCAGACUAAAAGCCGCUCACAACUAUCUGACCGGAGAGCUGCUCAGUAUGGGCAUCCCCUACCUGGACAGGCCUGCUGCACUGUACGUCUGGGCUGACUUCAGAAAGUAUCUCAGAGAGUCAUCGUUUGAGGAGGAGUUGUCCCUUUGGAGGCAGUUCCUCAGACACAAGGUGGUAUUGAGCUGUGGACAGGCGUUCUCCUGCUCCACACCCGGCUGGUUCCGCAUAGUCUUUGCAGAUCAUCAGCAUCACCUUCAGCUCGGCCUGAAGCGAAUUAGGGAGGCUUUCAAAGAAAAUGAAGGAAAAACGACCAGCCCCGACUCACUCUCUGUCAAAGAAACAGUUGAGGACAGCAAAAAGUCAGUGAAAGAGGACAGCGUAGAUUCAGACAAUGCCGCCAUUGUGAAUUCAACAUCAUCACCCCAGAGCAAGUCAUCAGACCAGCUGAAAGACGGGGACAGCCCUGUUCCUGACACAGGCUCCCUGGCCACUGAGGAGUUUGAGUUGCUGGAUAACCAAGCAUCCAAACCUGCAGACAGUCUGAACUCACUUAUUGGUACUCUCAGGCAUCAGAUCAGUUCCUCUGAUUGGCUGGAGAAAAACACUCCAGAGCUGUCUGCUGGGGAGGACCCAGAAAUUCUUGAUGUAUUCAAGGCCCUGCUGCAAAGAGCCAAAAAGUAAGCUUAGGAUAAACAGACACGAAUGUGGCUGCCAAAUUUCGAGAGGCAGUACUUGAGCAUCCUUCUUGCUCUGCGCGUUUGUGUUGAAAAGCUCGACACAGACACCUGACACAAGGUCAAGUCUGAUGCCUCUUUCUGACAAGUGAAAUAGCUAUGAGCAGAGUAAAGAGAAAAAGUGGAGGAACAUAGUGCAUUAAAGGUCGGGAUGUAAGAAUGAGAGAGAAUACUUUUCUAAAUGCAUCUUCAGGCCUUACUGUUACGCUGCUAAAAGAGAUUGCCUUGUUUUUUGUAAUCUACAGUCACAUAUGUGUUUAUUUCCUCACAUUCUAAGUGAAUGCCAAAUGUCAAUCAACCAAAAUCAGUCUCAAACGUAAGUCUUGCAUCUUAUGAGCUGUACAUCAUAUUAUUUUGUGUCAUACGCGAUUUAUUUUGUCACAAUACUGUAAAGUUAAUGAUCUGUGAAUAAAGCUAAUGAAUUAUAGGCCAUUUAACCCGUUGAAAUCCAGUUUUAUUGUUUUAACAAAACGUGCCCUGAAAGAACUUCAGAGUGGCAUCUUGCAAACUUUCAUUUGGGUGGUCUGUGGGUGCCGUUCCGUUGCAGCAAAGGAAAGCGAAGGGGGUGGUAGUUGAGUGACGAAGCGGAGACACAUUUGAGGUUGAUGUCAGCUGCAUACAUCGCGCCCAGCUGUGUGAAACUAAGAGUGGGAUUUCCUUCAAUGUUAUGUGAUGCACAGUGACCCGUCAACACCCCCCACACAGUUUCUACAUGACAUAAACAAAUGUGUGAGUGGGAUACUGCUGUUACAGAGUACCCCCCCAAGUAUCAAGGGACUUUAUUCUAAUUUCCCCUAAAUGCCCAGUUUUUAUUUCCUUUUGCUUUUCCUUAACCACACAAACUUCUGCUUCCUCAAACAUUGAAUGGCUGUUGUUGAAGCUUUCACUUUCUCUACAGUGUGACUUUGUAACGUACAGUGGAGAAUUCACGGGGAAAUUUCACCCACGGCUGGGGGAGUUUCCAUUGCAGCAGAGGCGGAGUUACACUGAGGGGUUUGAUCUAUGAGUUAGGGCUUGUGGUCAUAAGCAGCAAGUUAAUCAUGUGGCAGGCUGUUGACAGUGUUUGUACAGUAGUGUUGGCACAAUAGUCGUGGCUGUUGUACUCUAAACUUUGACUUGCAUAUAGACUUAAAUCAGAGUGUGACUUAACAUCCUUGUUCCUGUCGACUUUUGUUCCUUCAUCUACAACAAAGUGGUGUGGAAAUGAAGUUUCUUGAGCUGGGGGACUCCAUCAGUCGCUUCAGAUUUGCUCAGUCCUGUUUGGGCUUAGCAGGUUGCCUGUGCGUGUGCUAUGCAGUCUGCACACCAUUCUGGCUGAAUGGGAGGGGGCUGUGGACCGAGUGGAAUAACACCACAAGUGACCUGAUCAAACCAAACCGUAAAGAUGAUAUCGUCUUCAGCGCUCUGGAAGCAGAGAGAGUGUUUGGAGUUCUUUCCACCCUGAUGGCUGUGAGCACCGGUGCUCUGUGUCUGGUGUUUGCCCUCUGCUGGACGUCUCAGACAGUGCGUUCCUACUCCAACACUCGUUCCCUCCUCAUGGCAGGACAGGCGCUUUACCCCACCACCCUGCUGCUGCUCACCAUGGCCUCCACAGGCUUCUUCUUCCUCCUAAGCUGGUCGUUUUUCACCUAUCAGCACCGGGAAGAAAUCCGCCAGGACUUCUCCAGGCUCGGCUCUUCCUACUGGCUUGGGGCUUUAGGUUGGUUCCUGCUGUUGAUCGUGGAGAUGAUAGUCUUUAUCGCUGAACAAGCUAUUGUGCCAGACAUAUUACCAGACUUAGAGAAGGCUGUGGAAUCAUGGCGGAUUUCUGCUCAACUGAAGGCUGCAAAACGGUCUUUCAGUGACGGUUAUUGCCCUGUAACCCACAGCAGCACCAUGGUUCCAAAGAGGUAUAUGUCAGCACCUUGAACUGAGAAAUAAGAACCUGAUAGAGAAAAUGAUUGAAUACGUGUCAGUUGAACUUGGCUCACACAGACUCAGGGCUGGGAUUCAGUGCUGGCAAGAGGAAUUAAGAUUCUCUGAAUGCUGAAAGUCAGUCGGACUGAAGGCUCCGACGUCCUGAAGUGCUGAUUGUGGUUGUCAUUCUGAAGUUUGUUUUUCAGUGUGGACUGAAAUAAAAUGGAAACACACGAAGGAGCAGAAAUACUGACUGGCCCCCAAAUGGAUGAUCAUAGCUGCUCUCUGACAAAGUGAUAUGUAAACUUGUGUUUGCAAAAUUUUAUGGUUUGAUUAAGUUUGCACUUCAGCCAGGAACAAAUCCAGGAGUGAAGGACUUCCUGUUGAAUGUAUGUGAACAAAACACUGUCAGAAAACAUCAGUUUGCUACUUUUAACUGAAAAUUUCAGUAGCUCCUGCAAUGAUGAAUGUCAAAAUAGGUUGUGUGAGACUUCCAGCAGUUUCCAUUCUAAAGUAUAUCAAAAGGAAACUUUGUAUUUGUGGGGUUUACUAUUUAAAAUUUGUAAGGUCUUCACUUUACUAUGUAAAGUGCUAUGGGAUGACACAUGUUGUGAAUUGGUGCUAUUUAAAUAAAAUUGAACUGAAUUAAA